This is a messenger RNA of Megalobrama amblycephala (Wuchang bream), 3345 nucleotides long. It is a transcript of the gene ical1, whose product is annotated as islet cell autoantigen 1-like. Gene Ontology annotation, molecular function: protein domain specific binding. The record is from RefSeq and is a predicted model, not a curated record. NCBI's taxonomy places the organism in Eukaryota, Metazoa, Chordata, Actinopteri, Cypriniformes, Xenocyprididae. Gene Ontology annotation, cellular component: Golgi apparatus. Gene Ontology annotation, biological process: regulation of transport.
GCAGCUUGUCCAUGAGGCUGACUGUUGUGCGCAUGCGCUCUCGCUGUCUCUCAGCUCACUGGAAUGACGUGCGUGAACGUUCCCAUCGCUGCUCACGGCAACGUCAGCGGUGUCUGCUGAAUGCCACCGCUGAUUUUCGCAAAAAUCUAAGCCACGCUCAUCAAUAAGAUGGACAGCUAUGGGUUCUCCAGUGAUAUGUUCAGCGGCAGAUCCGUUCUCGGGGAGGACAGCUCGGUCAUGGCCCGCAUGCAGAAGAAAUUCUGGAAGACCAAGCAGGUUCUGAUCAAGGCCACUGGAAAGAAGGAAGACGAGCAUGUGGUGGCGUCUGAUGCGGACCUUGAUGCCAAGUUAGAGUUUUUCCGUUCAGUCCAGAGCACUUGCACAGAACUCCUGAAAGUGAUCGAGAAAUACCAGCAAAGAAUCACACACCUCUCUCAAGAGGAGAAUGAGCUCGGGCUGUUCCUGCGCUUCCAGGCAGAGCAUGAUAAAACAAAAGCAGGCAAUAUGAUGGACGCCACCAGUAAAGCUCUCUGCUGUUCCGCCAAGCAAAGGUUGGCUCUGUGUCCCCCUCUCCAUCGAUUGGAACAGGAAGUGGAGACGUUCCGGAGGAGAGCCAUCGCCGACACCCUGCUGACAGUAAGCCGGAUGGAAAAAGCCCGGACGGAGUAUCGCGGAGCUCUGCUCUGGAUGAAGGACGUCUCACAGGAACUAGACCCAGAUACUUACAAACAACUGGAGAAAUUUCGUAAGGUUCAGGCCCAGGUAAGAGGAACAAAAGUGCAUUUCGAGAAGCUGAAGAAUGACGUUUGUCAGAAAGUGGACAUGCUGGGAGCGAGUCGCUGCAACAUGCUUUCACAUUCGUUAUGCACUUACCAGACGACGCUCCUGCAGUACUGGGAGAAGACUGCACAUGUGAUGUCUGGCAUCCAUGAGGCCUUCAAAGGAUAUGUACCCUACCAAUUCACUACCCUCAAAGAACUGAGGGACCCACUGGACCAGAUUGUCUCUUCACAUCCAGCAGAGGACAGCAAAGAUGAGGAGACGAAGACACAUUCAGACAAUCUUGUUUCACUUGAAGAUGAACAGCUGGGUGAAUCAUCUGAAACUGUUUCUACUCAUGCAGUAGAUGGACAGAGUAGAGGGUCUGACAGUUCUUUGUGUGCCAGUCUGGACUCUGCCUUGAAUGAACUGUUAGGCCCCACUGGUGGAUCUAGCACAGACGACGACCUUCUGUUAAUGACCCCUGAGCUGGCUUCAGUCCCUUCUCUUACUCCAACCUUGACCCCCUCCCUACACCCAUCUAUGUCCGCUGUGCAGCCUCAACUGUCGAGGCCGCCUGCUAUUCAGUGGGACAUAGGUGCCUCAUAUGAGGAAAAGCAAGAUGCGUUACCCAGCAGCCUACGACCUGAAAUAGUAGGCAGAGAUCUGCUGUCUGAGGCUUUACAUUCUGUCGAAGGGAAAGAAGAGGAGGGAGAGCGAGGUGAACUGGCAUUCCUGCAGGAGCUGAUGAGCCCUGGGGCUGCGGGUGGCGCUAGUGAGUUCAGUAAGGCGUGGCAGGAUGCUUUCGGCUGUUUUGAGGCCCCUCCUGCUCCUGUUGCUGCCGCCUCACUGCAAGCAGAAACGGCAGACACACCCUCUGGCUUCCUGCCAUCACAGCUCCUGGACCAUAGCCUCAGCACCACAGGAUGGGCGACUCCACCGAUGUUUCAAGCCCCACCCCUCCAACCACCUUCUAGUGGAGGACAAUCUCAGCCUACAAAGAAUGCUCCAAACUCUUCGGCCAGUGCACCUAAAGGAAGCUCCAGGGACAUGUCUGCCUGGUUUAACCUCUUUGCAGAUCUUGACCCUCUGUCCAACCCAGACGCUAUUGGACGCAGUGAUCAGGAGUUCCUCAAUGCCUGAAUGAAGGAUUGUAUGGAGCUGAAUCGCCUCCCAAACAUUCUUUGUCCGUUAGAAUGACGGAAAGAAGUGCAUAUCCCAAGCCUUUAUUUGGAGAUGGAACACUACCUCUCCUGGAAUGAUUCAACCUGAGCCAAGGAAGCAUCCAGAAAUCUGAAUCCAUAUUCCACACUGGAAGGUUUCUGAGAUAUGGGAAUGUGUCUCUUUCCUCCUUUCUAUCAUUGUGUGUGUGAGUGUGUGAAUUUACUGUUUGUACAUUAGGGUAAAAUGUUGAAGACUUCAUCGCUAUAUCACUAAAGUGUUGUUACAUGAGAAUAAAGUAUCUGUUACUUUAUGAAGUGCACAUGUUUAAAGGGACAUGAAGGUUUGCCCAUCUCUUAUGUGGAGGGCUGGUUUGGUUUGCAUAGGACCAAAAAACCUAAACAAGUGUGUGUAUGCUAAAUAUCUGUUUGCUUUGUACAAUAGGGGAGUUUUUAAUGUCCAGAAACAGGGUUAAAGAUUUAUAACAUCUAUUAUAGACUGUAUUUUUAAUCAAGACUGAUACCCAAAGUCUGUGAAGCAUAAAUCACACACAAAAAAAUAUUUUUGAAGUCAUGUUCACUGGAUUAGUUUAACCCUAAAUGAUAAAUAAAUGAAAUUAUUUAUUAAUAUAAUAAAAAAGUGUUACUGUAAACUACAUAUGCAAGUGGUGUGCUGUGCCAUUAGUUUGGUAAGAAUGAGAAGGUCACAUUUCAUAAUAGGUGAUGCAAUCUUGUUUUCAGUGACAAAAUGCUAAAACAUUCUCACUCAGAGAAAUAACUUCUCCCAAAUGUUCUUCACAUUCACACUGUGAUGCAAAACACUGGAGUGUGUGUUUGUGAACAUGUUUUUUUUAUUUUGUAUGUCACCUUUAGCACAGAAUUACGUAAAUAUCAUUCUCUUGAAAACAUACACAUUUCAUUUUAUCUCUGAUUAUCAUAUUUGGACUGAGUUUAUCUGAAACUAUGAUCAGUCGGUUUUCUGUUGCAUUAAAGAAAUCAAGUCAAUGCUUGCACUAAACUGUCUCCGAGUGCAAUCUCGGGUUGUUCUAGAAUGUAUGUUGUAUAUUUUAACCAUAGACUUGUUUGUUAAUCUGAAUAGUUUGUGUAGGUGGAGAAUUUCUCACAAGAUAUCACUCCAAAUGUACUGGAGCACAUGUUUCUGUCUUUGAGUGCAGUUUAACAGUUUGAAGUGUCACUUUCUGUUUUAGAGAAAUUGUGUUUGGAACCAUAUGUUGAGAGGUUAAUGUAUCACUGUCUUUGUAAGAAAAAGAAUGUACACCACCAUUCACAGCUGCUUUCAUCUGUUUAUUUUAUGCAACUUUGCCUUUUGUUUCAGUUAAAAAUAAUGUACUUGUAUAAUUUCAUUGAAGGAAACUGCAAUGGGAGAUCUUACAUCUGAGAGCAAAUAAAUUUGAGUAGAAUUGUU